CCCACAUACGGGAACAAGGGUUUCAGUUCCUCCUUUUUCCCUCUCAAAUUUCUCUUCCAUUUUUCCCCAAUUUUUGUUCAAUUCACAGUCCAAUUCUUUUAUUCAUAAUUAUUACAAAUCAAUUAUUUUUUUCUAAUUAUUCUUAUGAAAGACUCAGUUUUUUCUUUCCCGAACAAAAAUAAGAAGAGAACCGAAGAGAAUCUCCAUUUCCCUCGCAAAAAACCAAAAACCCUUAAUAAAUCAGCAUUCGUCGAACUCAAGAGCUUCGAUCUCCCUCUGGUUUCUGCCACCACCGGUUCACCUAUCUGCUCGCUCCUCCUCGAGUCGGACCGGCCCUACAUCUUCGGUCGAGCCAACUCUUCCUGCGACUUCAAGUUCGACAGUCGGUUCGUAAGUAAACAGCAUUGCCAGAUAUUAUAUGAUAGCGUUGACCGUAAAAUAUUUAUUCUCGAUGGAACAAUUUUGUUGGAUGGUCUUCGUUUUUGUGUUAGUGAAUUUAGGAGAAGAAUUGUGUUGUCUGACGAUGAACUGGAAGAUAAAGAGAAAGAGAAAGAGAUUUUAGGGUUUUCUAGGGUUCGGGUUUCUUUGAAUGGGGUUUAUGUGAAUGGGGUUAGGGUCAAAAGGGGUAUGGUUAGGGAAUUAUUUGCUGGUGAUGAGGUUUUGCUUGUCUGUGGGAAUGAAAGUGAGUGUAGUUUAAGGGUACGAGUCGGGUUUAUGAUUCAAGGGAUUGUGUUUAAGGAGGAAGUGGUUUCUGAUUUGGAUGAGGUGCCUGGUGUUAGGCCGCUCUUGCUUGGGGCAAUGGCUUCAUCAAGACAUUCCCAAGGAACAGUGUCCAGUGGGAAGAGGAACAAAAGGGUUUUUGCUAUCUCAAGUAAUGAGAUGACCAUAGGUUGUGACUUAUCUGGAUUUAAAUCUAGAGAUGUAAUGGGGAGAGCCAAGUUUAUUUUAAGUCAGUGCUGUAGUAUAUUGCACAGUGAUGACCCCAUCUCUUGCAUUAGGCAAUGUGAUAUUUCAGAUUCUGGACGCAACAGAUUUCUGGGGUUGACAUUAAGUGAUAGGAUGGAAUUUGCAAUUGGCAGAGAAGAGGAGGUGGGUAGCAUCUUCCCUCUUUGCAGGCAACAAUCAUCUGAUAAGAAGGACAGCCCUGUGCAGCCUAAUUCAUUUAAAACUAUGGCGACUUCAGAGGCAAACCACAGCUUAAUUGGUGAUCUUUUACCAAGUGACCUUCCAUGUGGAGAAGGCACCGUUGAAGGCUGUGGUGAGGAUGCUACUGCCAAUUACAGGCCUGGGAUGUCAUCAUUGAACUGUGCUGAGAAGGAAAAUGCUCCUGAGAUUGAUGGUGUUGGUACAAGCAAGACUUUUACGACCUCUUGUUCAGCACCUGGGAAGAUGUUUUACCUCAAUCGCCUUGCUUAUUUGGACUGUGGUUCAUCAAAUCAUCAUACUCUUGUUUCCUUGCAAGAACUUCUAUAUCCUGUUGAAAGCAUUUCAAAGAUAUUCAUUGCUACGUUUACAAGUGACAUUUUAUGGUUUUUAUCACACUGUGAAAUUCCUUGCCAUCUGCCUGUAACAGUUGCAUGUCAUAAUGCUGAGAGAUGUUGGAGCGCAUGCCCUGAUGCAAGAAGCUCCAUGCCUUUCCCUGAUUUUCCGAACUUGGUUGUAGUGUUUCCCCCAUUCCCUGAGGUUAUUGCUUUUGGUAAUGACCGCAAGAAACGAGGCAUCGCUUGCCACCACCCAAAAUUGCUUGUAUUGCAAAGAGAGGAUAGUAUCCGUGUUGUCAUUACUUCUGCUAAUUUAGUUGCAAAACAGUGGGAGAGUGUGACAAACACUGUUUGGUGGCAAGAUUUUCCUCUCAGAAGUGAAUCUGAUUAUUUGUCUCUUUUUUCAUUUUCUUAUGGAGAAAUGAGUCAAGAUUCAAGAUCUGACUUUGCUGCUCAACUAGCUGGCUUUAUGGCAUCUCUUAUUGUUGAUGUACCUAGUCAGGCUCAUUGGAUUGUUGAGUUGACUAAGUAUGACUUUACCAGUGCUGAAGGACACCUGGUUGCUUCUAUACCUGGAAUACAUUCUGACAGAAUACUGAAGUCUAAUCAGUUUUCAACCUCAUCAUUUGAUGUGAAGUUUCUUGGUCUGGUUGAAGCAUCUGUGGUUGGUUUAAGCCACCUUUUCCGAACUGCAGCAGACACAAAUGCUGCACUACUUAAGAAACUGGCUUUAUUUCUUGGCAAAACUUGUGAAAAUGAAUAUGGGAUGUUGGAUGUUGUUCUGAGAAGAAACACAAAUAUCCCUGCAGAUGAGAAUGCUGUGAGUGUUCUUGUUCCUAACCCUGAUGAGCUCUCUGAAAGAGAUUGCAUUCAACUUGGUUUUCUUCCUAGAAAUGUCGCUAAAUGGGUUUCUCCAUUAUGGGAUAUGGGAUUCUUUGAAUUCCAUGGAUAUGUGUAUCGCGAAGAAGCCCUUACAGCUACUUUUGGGGGAAACACCAAGAAAGUACAGUUGGUACUGCAUGUGUUACAGGGACCAAGGUUUUUUGAUUUGUCAAAACUGAUGCAGGCUCAGAAUAUUGUUGCAUUAUGCUCUCUCAUUGCUUCAGUUCAGAGGUGUACCGGCCUCUGGCGACUUCAGGAGGUUUUACGUCGCUACAAGUGGCCUGAAUCACAAGAAUCUGAUUUCAUUUAUGGUGCAUCCUCAAUUGGCUCAUCUGUCAGUGCACAGUUUCUAGCUGCUUUUGCAGCAUCUGUAGGAAAGAAGUCAUCACAAAUUUUUGAUUCAGAGGAGUCUGAUCCAGAGUGGGGCUGCUGGACUGCUAGUCAAGAAGUGAGAAAUCCAUCCAUUAAAAUUCUUUUUCCUACUAUUGAGCGGGUGAAAAAUGCAUGUAAUGGCAUCUCUCCUGCAAGGAAAAUUCUUUGCUUUUCAGAGAAAACAUGGCAAAGAUUGAGAAAUGUGGGCAUACUUCAUGAUGCAGUUCCUUCUCCCUGCAAUAGGGUAGGGCAUCCAAUGCAUGUUAAGGUGGCACGGAGGCGCUUCUGGUCAAAGACAGGCUCACCUUCAUUUGGUUGGGUUUACUGUGGAUCUCAUAAUUUUAGUGCAGCUGCCUGGGGAAGGCCUAUUUCUGGCUCUGUUGGGAUAAAAGCGAGUGGACUUGAUAAAACCAAGUCUUGUAUGACUUCCAGGCUUCACAUCUGUAACUAUGAACUUGGGAUCAUUUUUUUGUUUCCUCUGACGGAAACCAAAUGCAUUGCUAAUCAAAAUAGCACAAAGUUGGAUGAUAUUGCCCUACCAUUUGUUGUGCCUGCUCCCAAAUAUGGGUCAAGGGACAGGCCAGCAACAGCACAGGCCAUGAGGGAGGCAUUAGCUGAACUUUCAGAACGAGAGACAAAGAGCCUUCUAGAAGUAGAAAUUACAGAAAAUAUGAUGGAAGAGGUUCCAGAUGACAAUGAGGAAGUAAGUGAGGCAACUAAUUAUGUUGCAGAGGAGAAAGAAGAGGAUAAAACUUAUGCUGAGAAGCUCUGGAGCCAGGUUGACUCAUCUCAGAGUUGUUGAUACUUUCCCGCGGUUUUUACCAUGGCAAUUUGGGCCAUGCAUCGAAUUUGUAGCCUGUAAUAUACUGUAUGGCAAGUUUUCUUUGAUCGAUCUAUGUAACUUAAGCUUGAGAUGAAGACAUCCUGCUGUGAGAUUCCUUCA
Messenger RNA from Theobroma umbraticum, 3678 nucleotides. RefSeq names its product forkhead-associated domain-containing protein / FHA domain-containing protein. The record is from RefSeq and is a predicted model, not a curated record. NCBI's taxonomy places the organism in Eukaryota, Viridiplantae, Streptophyta, Magnoliopsida, Malvales, Malvaceae. Gene Ontology annotation, cellular component: nucleus. Gene Ontology annotation, biological process: DNA repair. Gene Ontology annotation, molecular function: phosphoric diester hydrolase activity; protein binding; zinc ion binding.